AUGUUCACCCGCGGGAGACCGCUGCUCGGGGUGACGGUGCCGGCUGGAGCUGAUGCGUGGGGAGAUACGAGCGGCCACGAGACGGUGAAGGCAGAAGAAGAGGAGGAUCUCGUGUCAAACACGGAGGACGAAACGGAUGGUGACGACACGUAUGCAACGAAGUACACAAGAGUGAAGUUGGAGAAAGCAUCAGGCAAGUUCGGAGUGAAGAUCCUGAUCAAAGAAGGAGGAAAGCGUAGGCAACAGCGGCUGGGUGCAUACACAUUGGAGGAGGAGGCGGCGUAUGCCCGCAGAGAAGGCGAUGCUGCGUGGAUGCACCAAGGAAGAUCUGCAGCUCCUGGUGGAAGCGCGGAAGUGGUGGAGGUGGCGGAGCUAGCAGGAGGUGCGGGAGGGCGUGAACUGGAAGGUGAAACGAGGGAGGAAGCGAGUGGUUGCCACGCGCACGUCAAAGAGGCAGAGGGUGGUGGAUAG
Molecule: messenger RNA, 471 nt
Organism: Closterium sp. NIES-65
Lineage: Eukaryota; Viridiplantae; Streptophyta; Zygnematophyceae; Desmidiales; Closteriaceae
Source: the annotation of a GenBank genome assembly